GGAAAGGAAGCCAUCACGGUGCCCGGCCGCAGCCCCGUGCAGCCACGGCACAUCCUUCGCCACUUACUCUUGGUCGUUCAGCCGGCAUGGCGAUCCUGUCUGUGCGCGCGGUCAGGGCCGACAGCGCCGCUCGCGCCACGCUGAAGCUACAGCCGAGCGAGGAGCGAGCUCUGGACCGGGCUGAGCUGCUGAGGCGCGCACGGGCGGCGCUGGGCGGCGAAGACCUGUUCCUGAUCACGCAGGACGGACUGUUGCGCCCCGAGGACCUGGUGCAGUGGAAUGACGACGUGGCAGAGCUGAUACUGCGCUGCGGCACAGGGUCCUCGGAGCUGCCGACUGCGUACGUGCUCCCCAGUGGGUGCCUGUGCAGCCUGCGCCGCAGGCUGCCGGCUGUGCUGGGUCGCGUUCUGCCGCCGUACCAGCCGCAACUGUCGGAGAGCGAGCUGCUGCAGCUGCAGGCGGAGGUUGCAGACGAUGAGCUGGAGUUUGGCUGCCCGUCGUUCGUGUUCGCCAGCAGCCGCUCCAAUCGCAGCCAACUGAUGUCGGUUUCCGUGCUGCAAGUGAUCGGCAACACAAAGUUCACAAUCAGCGACCUGGUACCAUCCGACACCGUGGAGUACUUGAAGGCCCGCGUCUGCGCCACGGCGGGCAUCCCGCCGGCCCAGCAGUGUCUCGUCUGGCACUGCAAGCUGGAGAACGGCCGCACCCUGGCCGACUGCAACAUCAAAGACAAGAGCACGUUGCAGUUGUGCUUGGGCAUGCAGGGCGGCACGUUCCGCGUCCGCAGCGGCACUGGCGGUGCGGAUGCCGCUAGGGCGCAGCUGCGGGUGCGGCUGUGCGGCGGCAGCGGCGGCGCAGCAGGCGGGGCGGCGGUGCGGACGCUGUUGCUCCAGUGCGGAGAGUUCCCGAGCGUGCAGGACCUGGUGCAACGUGCCCGCGGCGGCGGCAAGCCGCGCUGAGCUGCAGGGCAACACGAGCAGGAGCAGGGGCCGACUGGAUAGGGGAGAGGGAAGGUACGGCGGCAGUGGUCACCUGGGGCCCAGGCCGGUGCUGGGUUCCUGGCUGACAGGACGCCGCAAAUGGGACGGUGCGGGCAGAUGAGGAGUCGUGACUCGUGAAGCGUCAAGACAGGCAUGAAUUCGGUGACUUGGUUAGGGAUCCCAUCAUCUCAUGCUUGCAUCAGAGUGUUGAGAUUGCCGAGACUGCUGACUUGCGCAGCUGGACCGGUCCGUUCUGUCUAAAGUGCGUGCACAGGUGAUGGUGUGUGGUAUAGUUAUAACUACGAAAUGGAAAAGGCAAGAGCACGGCGCCCUUGUGGUGGACGUGUUUUGUGUGGCGGAUGGGGUGUAGGCAGCCGCCAGUUGCGACCGUGAGCCCAGCACGUGUCUGACACCACCCCUGUCUGACACAUCCACGACCUCAUAGCAAAAGUUCCAAAAAAAUA
Chlamydomonas reinhardtii is the source of this 1444-nucleotide messenger RNA. RefSeq lists its product as uncharacterized. The transcript is spliced from 5 exons. Lineage: Eukaryota; Viridiplantae; Chlorophyta; Chlorophyceae; Chlamydomonadales; Chlamydomonadaceae. Gene Ontology annotation, molecular function: protein tag activity; ubiquitin protein ligase binding. The record is from RefSeq and is a predicted model, not a curated record. Gene Ontology annotation, cellular component: cytoplasm; nucleus. Bases 87 to 959 code for a protein of 290 amino acids. Gene Ontology annotation, biological process: protein ubiquitination; modification-dependent protein catabolic process.